AUGCCGCCUCAAAUUAAGCAAGACUUGAAUCGCUCGGGCUGGGAAACUACCGACUUCCCCUCAGUCUGCGAGAACUGCCUCCCCGAGAACCCCUACGUCCAGAUGAUUAAGCAAGACUAUGGAGAAGAAUGCAAGAUCUGUACCCGUCCGUUCACAGUAUUCAAAUGGAAAGCAGACCGUACAGCACGAAGCAAGCGUACCAAUAUCUGUCUCACCUGCGCGCGUCUGAAGAACUGCUGCCAAUGCUGCAUGCUCGAUCUUUCCUUUGGUCUCCCAAUUGUUGUCCGCGAUGCGGCCCUCAAGAUGGUAGCUCCAGGUCCACAGAGUGCAGUGAAUAGGGAAUACUAUGCCCAAGAGCAUGAGAAGGAGAUUGAGGAAGGGAGAGGAGGAGUAGAGGCAUAUGAGAAGACGGAUGAGAAGGCUAGGGAACUGUUAAGGAGGCUUGCGAAUUCAGAACCAUACUUCAAGAAGCAAAGGAGGAUUGGCCCCGCAGAAGGUGAAGAGGGCGAGGGAGGUGCAGCUUCAAGUGCGUUGACUACCAAUGGUCCAGGUCCGAUCCGAACCCGGGACAGCAGAGGAGGGGCAAGUUCUCGUGCUGGAGUACGUGGAGGGAGAGGCGGAGGCAGAGGAGGCAGAACAUUCCCCAGCGCCGCACAAUUACCACCCACCGCUCAAGAUAUCCAGCCACCAGCUGAUCAGUCUAUUACCUCGCUAUUCGUCACCGGUGUCGAGGACGACCUGCCAGAACAUAAGAUCCGGGAUUUCUUUUCGCCGUAUGGAAAGAUCCGGUCGCUAGUCUGUUCGCAUAUGUCGCAUUGUGCAUUCAUCAACUACAACACUCGAGAAGGCGCGGAGGCUGCAGCAGAGGCUCUGCAAGGAAGAGCUGUCAUUGCGGGAUGUCCUCUGCGUGUACAAUGGGGUAGACCCAGACCUAUUGGUACUAUGGAUAAGGAUGAGCGGAUAGCAACGGGUAGGGAAGGCCGUAAUGCAUUUGCAGGCGCUGCACGGGGUGGUGCUUCGCAGGGCCAACAGCGUGCAAUUGCUGCUCCAGAGAAAGAUGAUCUGGCUAGUAUGUCUGCUGUUGCUGCUCCACCGGGUGCUAGUGAUGUUCAGUACGCGAGUCUGGCUGGGAAUCACUAA
Cadophora gregata is the source of this 1140-nucleotide messenger RNA. RefSeq names its product Pre-mRNA-splicing factor slt11 (gene SLT11). NCBI's taxonomy places the organism in Eukaryota, Fungi, Ascomycota, Leotiomycetes, Helotiales, Ploettnerulaceae. The transcript has a single exon. The record is from RefSeq and is a predicted model, not a curated record. Gene Ontology annotation, molecular function: pre-mRNA binding; U6 snRNA binding. The coding region runs from base 1 to 1140 and encodes 379 amino acids. Gene Ontology annotation, cellular component: U2-type catalytic step 1 spliceosome; U2-type catalytic step 2 spliceosome; Prp19 complex.